Aspergillus terreus NIH2624 is the source of this 756-nucleotide messenger RNA. RefSeq names its product HNH endonuclease signature motif containing protein. The coding region runs from base 1 to 756 and encodes 251 amino acids. The transcript is spliced from 3 exons. The record is from RefSeq and is a predicted model, not a curated record. NCBI's taxonomy places the organism in Eukaryota, Fungi, Ascomycota, Eurotiomycetes, Eurotiales, Aspergillaceae.
AUGGCUUCUAUCGAUUCUGAAUUCACCCAAGAGAGGGUCGCCCUGGUUCGGCGCCUGGACGCGGCCACCAAUCUCCGCACAGUCGAUAACGCCAACCAUGCCUUGAUCUGGCUAAGCGACCUUGAGGUACUGCGAGAGAUGGUCGAGAAUGCCGAAUCCAGCAAGACCACAGCUCGCCUGUCCUGGCUUGCUCGUCGCACGGGCAAACAAGACGCUGACAGAGCCGCCGACCUUGCUGAACAUGCACCACCAUCUGCGCCCGCACCCGCACCCGCACCUGUUUCGGCAGAGUCCUCAAAAUCCCCGCAAACAAAGUCACCAAAACGAAAGGGCAAGAAGGGGGAAUCCCCUUCCCCAACUAAGAUUCCGCGUCUGGCUGACAAUGUAAUUGGACGCUCGAAACCCGCCAGAGACACAGCCCAAGCCCGAGACAAUGACCGCUGUGUCGUAACCAAAAUGGGAGAACCUAUACAAAUGUGCCACAUCUACCCGUAUGCCCUAGGAAAGAAACCAGAGAACGAGCGGGAAGAAUUCUGGUCUUUACUGGAGACAUUUUGGGCCCCCGACAAGAUCGAAAAAUGGAAGAGCAAAGUUCUGGGCCCCAGGGGCCCCGAGACAGUGGAAAACUACCUAUGCCUCUCCACCAUCGUCCACGACCUAUGGGGCAAAGCCCGGCUCGCUCUUGAACCCGUCGAAGUGGCAGAGGACGGGACCUCGCUCACCGUCCGCUUUUGGUGGCUACCAGGUGCUCGAUGA